Emiliania huxleyi CCMP1516 is the source of this 1551-nucleotide messenger RNA. RefSeq lists its product as hypothetical. The record is from RefSeq and is a predicted model, not a curated record. NCBI's taxonomy places the organism in Eukaryota, Haptophyta, Isochrysidales, Noelaerhabdaceae. The transcript is spliced from 5 exons. Bases 1 to 1551 code for a protein of 516 amino acids.
AUGUCCAGCCAAUUGGAGCGAUCCGACUGCUCAUUCGAAGCAAUGCAGCUGGACUACGACGCGGUGGCGGCCGCCCUGGCGCUUCCCGAGGCGGAGCGGGACGAGGCGCAGCGCACCAUCGCCCUCGCAUUCGUCGACUCGGUCCGCUUCCCCGACACCGAUUCGGAGGACCCCACGGCCGACGUCAAGGCAAAACUGGCGUCUGCCUUCACGCUCGUCGAAGUCGGCGCGGGCACUUCGCUCUUUGAGCAGGGCGACUAUGGCGACGCCAUGUUCGCGGUAGUCAGCGGCAGCAUAGGAAUGUUCAUUCACCCUUGUGGCAAGCCGUCCGAGGCGCCAGAGGGAGCCGACGGGCGGCUCUAUCUCACCGCCGCAGAGGAGGCGGCGGCGGCGGCAAAGCCAGAGGAGCCCAGCCUGGCAGAGACGGAGAUGCGGUUUGGCAGCCUGGUCUUUGUCGCGACCGCGGGGUCGGUGUUUGGAGAGCUCGCGCUGGUCUCGGAUGCGCCGCGCGCGGCGAGCGCUGUCGCGCACGUGGGAAGCUGCCGCCUGGCGGCCCUCUCUCGCGCCUCCUGGCAAAGCUGUCUGAGGGAGGGGGCAAAGCGGAAGCUCGAGGAGAAGAUCGCUCUGAUCGGCUCGCUGCCAGCCUUCCAGCCGCUCGACCCGCUCGCGCUGCAACGCCUCUCGUACUACUUCAAGCCCUCCUCGGUUCCUGCCGGCACGGUGUUGCAGCAGCAGGGAGCGCCGGCUGGCAUGGAAGUGGACAGCGGCGGCGUCACCUCGAGGGUGCGCGCCAUUGUCGGGCGGGGCGAGGUGCUGGGCGCCUUCCUGGAACAAGACGCAGCGCUGGCGGAGCGGGCUCGGUUCUCGGCGACGACGAUCUCGGACUGCACUGUGCUGACGCUCCAGCGCUCUGAGCUGCUGGAGCGCUUCCCGCCCGCGGUCAGCCACGCGUGCCAGGCGCAGCUCCACGCGCACCGCCCACACACGUGCCUGAAAGCCUCAUUGAGCGCGGAGGCGCAACAGCUGAAGCUCGCGGCGUGGACGCAUCGCGGCCUCAUGCGGGCGCGGGUCAUGCGCGAGCUACUGUCGGCCGCGCCCGACUCGCCCCGCGUGUCAUCAACUCGCGACCCGCCCGCGACCAUCCCCGCGGCGGAGCGUUGCUGGGGGCCCGGCUCUGGGCAGGUGCUCGAGUGGAAUCCGUCCCGUCGAGCCUACGUGGCGUCCGCCUCUAUGCGGCGCCAGCGCCUGGUGCGGGCGUGCAACGGCGAAGAGUCUAGAGAAGAGCAGGCCAGCUUCAGCAGGCCUCGAGACCGCGGGAGCAGGCCUGCGACGGCGAGCCUCGCCACGCCACGCCAAACGAAGAAUGCCGAAGUCUCGGGGACGCCGACCCUCGACCUCGCGGCGACCUGGCGCGCGCCGCAAGGCCCCGCGCUGAAGCUGGUCAAGCACGCAUCCUUCCUGGGCGGCGCCGAGGCGUGGCCGUCGCCAAGAGACCAGCGAGCAUCCGCUCUGCUCCACCACGUCGGGCGAGGGACGUACUUCCGAGGCUGA